Molecule: messenger RNA, 3568 nt
Organism: Neltuma alba
Lineage: Eukaryota; Viridiplantae; Streptophyta; Magnoliopsida; Fabales; Fabaceae
Product: poly [ADP-ribose] polymerase 1
Exons: 20
Coding region: 184-3153 (989 amino acids)
Biological process (GO): double-strand break repair; protein poly-ADP-ribosylation
Cellular component (GO): nucleus; nucleolus
Molecular function (GO): DNA binding; NAD binding; NAD+ poly-ADP-ribosyltransferase activity
Source: RefSeq, a predicted model, not a curated record
UAAGGAGAAAUCGAUCAAAGCGUCGGACACAAGCUAACUGGUAAAACAGUCGGAGUGUCGGACUCGGAGACUCUUUCCCAAGCAUACUCUGUAGUGUACUAAGCCCAACACUAUAAAUUCCUCUGCCCAGAAAGCCGACAGUGUAAGACAGAAAGGUGGAGGUGAGGUGGGAUUAAGGAGAAAAUGGCGAAUCCUCAAAAGCCAUGGAAGGCAGAGUAUGCGAAGUCAGGACGAUCGUCUUGCAAGACUUGCAAGAGUGCCAUCGGCAAAGAGACUUUUCGCCUCGGCAAGAUGGUUCAAGCCACCCAGUUCGACGGUUUUAUGCCGAUGUGGCAUCAUGCGGGUUGUAUACUGAAGAAACCAAAGCAGAUAAAAUCAACUGAUGACGUUGAGGGCAUAGAGGUGCUUCGUUGGGAAGAUCAACAGAAAAUCAGAGAAUAUGUAGAGAGUGCUGCGCAACCAAAGUCAAAUACUAUUAAAGAUAUGGAGUAUGGUAUUGAAGUUUCACAAACUUCUCGUGCCACGUGCAAGCAUUGUGGGCAAAAAAUAACCAAAGGAGAGGUUCGUAUAUCUAGUAAGCCUGAUGGUCAAGGUGCUAAAGGAUUGGCUUGGCAUCAUGCAAACUGUCUCAUGGAAUUAUCCCCAUCAAUACAUGUCGAAAAGCUGCCAGGAUGGGAUGGUCUCUCACCUUCUGAUCAAUCAGCUGUUAAUGCCAUAGCUAAGAAACUUCAUUGCAAGCAGCGAGAUGGUGCAGACAUUGAGGCUCAAGAGGCUAAGGAUGCCAGAUGUGAAUCAACUUCUAAAGCUGGCAAAAAACGCAGGAAUGAUGCUGCUAGUAACCCCAAGUCAAAAGUUGCCAAAGCUGAGGGAGAUGCUUCUGGAGGCAUGGCUGCAUCAGUUAAAAAUGUUAAUGACUCAACGAAGGCAUCUGAUCUGGAAAGGAGACUAGAGGCCCAAACCAAAGAACUCUGGACUCUGAAAGAUGAUCUGAAAAAGCAUGUGACGACUGCUGAGUUGCGUCUAAUGCUGGAAAUCAAUGGUCAAGACUCAACAGGAUCAGAACUUGAUUUGCGUGACCGCUGUGCCGAUGGAAUGAUGUUUGGACCACUGGCUUGUUGCCCAAUAUGUUCUGGCUCUCUCCGUUAUUCUGGAGGAACGUACCGGUGCCAUGGUUAUGUUUCUGAAUGGAGCAAAUGCUCCUACUCUACUAACGAACCCAAACGACUUAGACAGAAGUGGAAAGUUCCAGAGGGAACAGACAAUCAGUACCUUAAACAGUGGUUCAGAUCUCAAAAGGCUGAGAAACCGGUUCGGAUGGUGCCUCCAAGUUCAUCAAAUUCUGAAAGUCAAAUCAUUGCUUGCCAGCAUCAAUCUGCAAGCAGUGAAAAUUUGGGAGAACUGAGAGUUGCUAUUACUGGAUAUCCUAAAGAAUCUGUUGUGAAGUGGAAAAGCAAAGUUGAGGAGGUUGGUGGCGUGCUUCAUGCUAAAGUAAAGAAAGAUACUAACUGCUUGGUGGUGAUUGGGGCACUGGACGAGCAAGAUGCUGAAAUACGGAAGGCAAAGAGGGUGAAAGUACCUAUAGUCAGAGAGGAUUAUCUGGUUGAUUGUGUGGAAAGAAAGAAGAAGCUUCCGGUUCCCUUAUACAAAGUUGAAGCUACUAAUGAAGCCUCUAGCAUGGUCACUAUCAAAGUGAAGGGUCAAAGUGCUGUUCAUGAGGCCUCUGGCCUGCAGGAUUCUGGUCACAUACUUGAGGAAGGAAAAAGCAUAUUUAAUACAACUCUGAAUAUGUCUGACUUAUCUACUGGUGUUAACAGUUACUACAUUCUCCAAAUAAUUCAAGAAGAUAAAGGAUCAGAUUGCUAUGUGUUCCGUAAAUGGGGUCGGGUUGGUAAUGACAAAAUUGGAGGAAGUAAGCUGGAGGAGAUGUCAAAAGAAGAUGCUAUUGCUGAAUUCAAACGAUUGUUCUUUGAGAAGACUGGAAACCCUUGGGAGGCUUGGGAACAAAAGAAUUUUCAGAAGCAACCAGGAAGAUUUUUCCCACUAGAUAUUGAUUAUGGGGUUAACAAACAGGUUACAAAGAAAAGUAAAAAAGAUGAAGACAGUAAACUGGCCCCUCCAUUACUGGAAUUGAUGAAGAUGCUUUUUAAUGUGGAAACAUACAGGGCUGCCAUGAUGGAAUUUGAGAUAAAUAUGUCUGAAAUGCCACUUGGGAAACUGAGCAAAAAUAAUAUUCAAAAAGGGUUUGAAGCCUUAACAGAUAUACAGAAUCUGUUAAGUAAUAACAAUCCCAAUGCUUCAGUCAGAGAAAGCCUGCUUAUUGAUGCUAGCAAUCGGUUUUUCACUGUGAUUCCUUCCAUUCAUCCACAUGUUAUAAGGGACGAGGAAGAUUUUAAGUCAAAGGUGAAAAUGUUAGAAUCACUUCAAGACAUUGAAAUAGCUUCAAGAUUAGUUGGAUUGGAUGCAGAUGGUGAUGACUCCAUUGAUGAUAAGUAUAAGAAGCUUCACUGUGACAUUUCUCCGCUUCCUCAUGAUAGUGAAGAUUAUCGUCUGAUUGAGAAGUUUCUCCAUACUACUCAUGCUCCUACACAUACGGAUUGGAGUCUUGAGCUAGAAGAAGUUUUUGCACUUGAAAGGGAAGGAGAAUUUGACAAGUAUGCCCCUUACAGAGAAAAGCUGGGUAACAGAAUGCUUCUAUGGCAUGGGUCUAGGUUGACAAAUUUUGUCGGCAUACUUAGCCAAGGACUGAGAAUUGCACCUCCUGAAGCCCCAGCAACUGGCUAUAUGUUUGGCAAAGGAAUAUACUUUGCUGACCUGGUCAGUAAAAGUGCUCAGUAUUGCUUCGCUGAUAAGAAAAAUCCUGUUGGUCUGAUGCUUUUGAGUGAAGUUGCCCUUGGAAAUGUCUACGAGCUUAAGAAUGCUAAGUAUAUGGAUAAACCUCCGGAAGGAAAGCACUCUACUAAAGGACUGGGCAAGAAAGUACCUGAUGAAUCGGAAUUUGUAAGGUGGAGAGAUGACGUCAUUGUUCCUUGUGGAAAACCAGUGUCAUCAAGAGUCAAGUCUUCUGAGCUCAUGUACAACGAGUUUAUUGCUUACAAUACUGCUCAAGUUAAGAUGCAGUUCUUGUUGAAGGUGAGGUUCCAUCAUAAGAGAUGAGGAUGGGGAAGUAAUCUGGAUGUCAAGUAUUUUGGGGGUAUGUUUUGUGCAUUCGCUUCUACCUGUGAUAUGCCAAGACUUUUGUGAAUAUAGGAUUCUCUCUAGGAUGAUGAAAGGUCUCAUUUUGGGAUGACUGGAGACCUUCAACUUCUGUUUUCUUUCUUUCUUUUUGGUUGCAAGGGCAGGGAUAAAGUUGAACGAAGCCAUUCAGAAAUUUGAAACCCUUGUAGCAGUUUGUCCUUAGCAUUGUAAGUGAUACGGUGGUGAUGAUGAGGUUUUUGUGGGGGCCCUGAAUACACAAGAUACUAUAUCUGGUUUGCAUGUGUGUCAUGUGCAGAGCGACGCUGUUAACUGAUGUUGAUAACAUCAUGACAUGAUUAGGUGUAUAUAUAAUCUUGCAUGUUAAUUCCUAUCA